AAAAAUAUGUGGUUACAUGUAUUUACUCUUUGUAUUGUACCUUUUGCUGUUAAACAUAUAGCAUUUAGACAUAUUUUUUAGAACAUUUUACAAAGAAAGAUUAAAAAUGAUUUAAAAUUUUCAAGUUCAUAUAUCUUUAAGUGAAGCAUCCAUCUAUACAUUAAAUCAAGCCUAUUAUGAUCAUGUGGAAGCUUCUCAAUGGGCUUCUACUGUACGUUACGUCAGGGUCAUGAGUCAGUAGUUUGAACAAUAGGGGCCUUCAUGCAGUCUUUGGGUCUGUUCAGGUAUAAAUAUAGGGGCUUGAAACUGGUAGACCAACAGUUCACCAACCGAUCUCUGAGAGGCCUGAAAAAUCAACGCAGCCAUCAUGAUGGGCAAGGUAUAUACUGUCUAUAGCGUAUUAACGUAAAUGAUUAAUUUGCGUUAAUAUAAUGACAUGAUACAGAUUAAGCCAACCAGUGCCAUUAAAGCCACAUUAUUUUUGUUUCAGAUCACUUUCUACGAGGAGAAGAACUUCCAGGGUCGCUCCUAUGAGUGCAUGAGCGACUGCUCCGACAUGUCCUCCUACAUGAGCAGGUGCCAGUCCUGCAGGGUGGAGAGCGGCUGCUUCAUGCUCUAUGAGAAAAACAACUACAUGGGCCAGCAGUUCUUCAUGAGGAGGGGAGAGUACAACGACAUGCACCGCAUGCAGAGCAUGGGAAUGAUGUUUGACAACAUCAGGUCCUGCAGAAUGAUCCCCUUUCACAGAGGCCAGUUCAGGAUGAAGAUCUACGAGAGGGAGAACUUCGGUGGUCAGUUCAAUGAGAUGAUGGACGACUGUGACAACAUCCAGGAUCGUUACCGCAUGUCCGACUGCCAGUCCUGCCAUGUGAUGGACGGACACUGGCUGAUGUACGAGCAGCCCCACUACAAGGGAAGGAUGAUGUACAUGAGGCCCGGAGAGUACAGGAGCUUCAGGGAUAUGAUGAGCUGCCAGAGGUACAUGAGCAUGAGGCGUAUCACUGACAUGUGUUAAGUUUUCUCAUCAAUAAAACAUGAUCUGACUGAAAUGUGCUGGAUUUCUUGCUGCUAAUUACAACUUCAUAUCACCUAACUAUCCAAAAAAAUUACUGUAGAUAGCCAUUAUGAUUAAAAUCAUGUGAUGGUAUCUUAAAGGAUAUGGGGUACAAAAGUAAUUGCAAUACAAAACAUAUUUUGGU
This is a messenger RNA of Gadus chalcogrammus (walleye pollock), 1199 nucleotides long. RefSeq names its product gamma-crystallin M1-like. The coding region runs from base 437 to 1015 and encodes 192 amino acids. NCBI's taxonomy places the organism in Eukaryota, Metazoa, Chordata, Actinopteri, Gadiformes, Gadidae. The transcript has 2 exons. Gene Ontology annotation, molecular function: structural constituent of eye lens. The record is from RefSeq and is a predicted model, not a curated record. Gene Ontology annotation, biological process: visual perception; lens development in camera-type eye.